AUGAUAGACGGAAGCCUGUCACCGUUUCUCGAAAGCCCCGGAACGCCCGUUUUCCGAGAAAAGUUGGCGCGUUUGGAGUAUGAGGUUUCCACAUUGAAAACAGAAAAGAGGCUUCUCCAGCAGAACAAAGAUUCGUCGAUCGGGCGGUACGAAGAGCUUUUGGCGAAGAAAAACGACGAGUUGGCUCGGCUCCAGAGCAACUUUGACUACGUCUACAACCAGCGCAACGAAUUGAAGUCGAAACUAGAAAACCAGAAGGAUGUGGCCGGACGGAACACCUCGGACUUGACCAAAGACACCAAAAGGCUUCGAGAAGAAAACGACGCUUUGCGCAAGAAGCUAGACAAGUACGAGCGACAAUACACCAGCGUUUCAGGCAAACUAGAGCACGUCCGGGCAGACUUGAACCGUGAACUAAGCGCAAAUGACCAGUACAGAGAGAGAAUCGGCGAUCUAGAACAGGAAAACAAACAGAUGGCCGACUUGAACAAGGACCUCUUGGAGCGGAUGAAACUGCUUUCGGCGCAGAUCGAAAACAACAGAGCUGCCAGCCAGGUGGAAGAGUUGCAGUUGAAACUUCUGGCCUUGCAGAACACAAACAAUCUGCUUCAGUCGAAAGUGGACUCUUUGCUCCAGGCCAAAACGAGCGUCGAGCUCUUGAAGCAGAAAAACGCAUCGAUGGCGGCCAGGAUCCAGGUCUUGGAGGCUUUUGAAGAGAAAGCGGCUCUGCUUGAAGUCGACAAUGUCAAACUCCAGGCAAAAUUCGAUGAGUACUUCGGUGCCAUCGCUUCGAGCGUGGAGAAACAGGAUACCGACGAGGAAAGCACCGUUGUUAGUUUCAUUCUGAAUUUCAAACAGUUGCAGAAUCGAAAUUUGGUUCUAUUUGACAAACUAAACGAGACUCAAAGCAAAGUUACAGAAUUGGAACAACUAAACCAUGCUCUCACCUCACAAAUAGAGCAAGAGCUCCAGCCACAGCUCGAGCAGCUCAAAGCUGCAAACACUGCCGCUGAGACAGAGAUUGCCGAGCUUAAAAAGAUCAAGAUUCUCAACGGCAAAGAGAUUGAGUUUUUGCGCAAUUCUCUCAAAGACAUGGACACCGUAGCCACGAGGAAAAGUGUGGCGGAAGCAAACCCUGACUCUUUGCAAGAACAGGAAGCGCAAAGGAAAGCAACGAAUCAGUACCUUACGAAUUUGGAGAAACUUGUGGAUGAUUACAAAAACCAGAUCGAUGAACUCACAAAGAAGGAAAACACUAAACAAAUCACCAUGCCUUCAAAACGACCCAGAUUAGCAGAAAACACCGCUGACCUACAAACUUUCCGGGACUUGAGAAACGAAAAUCUUGAAUUGGCUGCCACAAUCAAGGGACUCAAAGACGAAAUUGAAAGUCUUCGAAAAAGACUCGCGCUCAAAGAAAGAAAUCCGAGCUCUAAGGGAAACAUUCUCGAGCUCAGACUCAAUCCAUUUGCAAAAGACCAGUAUGUCAAACAAGAAACGUUGGAUCUCCUAAGGAAGGAAAACGAAGCUUUGAUCACGCAGUAUGUGAAGAAUGGCAAUGUUGACUACGUGCCAAAGUCUGUUUUUGCACGGCAAGAAAACGACAAGGAUAUUUUGCAGGCGAAAAUAGACCAGUUGUCGAAAAAACUUAAUCGGUUGAAAAACGUUUACACAGAGAAAAGCAAGGAGAUUCUUGCCAUCAUCUCGAGGUUUUUUGGCUAUGUAAUUGAAUUCAUCCCAAGCCCAAUCAAUCUGAACGAUUUCUGCUCGAAAAUCAAGUUGGUAUCGAAGUACAUGAUUCAAAAGGAUAAGGAGCAUAGUCCGCCAUAUCUCAUAUUGGAUGUGCAGAGCAAGUCUCUUAAAGCCAAUGGAAACUACGAGUUCAAGACAAUGUGUGAAGAGUUGGUAAGCCAAUGGGUGAACGAUAAACAUCAAAUUCCAUGUUUCUUGAGUGCGUUGAAUUUGAAAAUCUUUGAAGACUAUAAACCUCGAGAUGAAUAG
Clavispora lusitaniae ATCC 42720 is the source of this 2001-nucleotide messenger RNA. RefSeq names its product coiled-coil domain-containing protein. The record is from RefSeq and is a predicted model, not a curated record. NCBI's taxonomy places the organism in Eukaryota, Fungi, Ascomycota, Pichiomycetes, Serinales, Metschnikowiaceae. Gene Ontology annotation, biological process: mitotic spindle assembly checkpoint signaling; attachment of mitotic spindle microtubules to kinetochore. Gene Ontology annotation, cellular component: nuclear envelope; kinetochore; mitotic spindle.